This is a messenger RNA of Trichophyton rubrum CBS 118892, 2133 nucleotides long. RefSeq lists its product as uncharacterized. Bases 1 to 1608 code for a protein of 535 amino acids. The record is from RefSeq and is a predicted model, not a curated record. The transcript is spliced from 2 exons. Gene Ontology annotation, molecular function: prenylcysteine oxidase activity. Lineage: Eukaryota; Fungi; Ascomycota; Eurotiomycetes; Onygenales; Arthrodermataceae. Gene Ontology annotation, biological process: prenylcysteine catabolic process; prenylated protein catabolic process.
AUGCAUAGCAUUCGUUCUACCCUUGUUCUGUACAUCCUCCUGCUGGCGAGCUUUGUGCUGUCGCAGGAGGUGCAGCAGCCACUGACAGCAGAUGCACCAGCAGCCCCGAGAGCGCCGAAAAGAGUUGCAAUAAUCGGUGCCGGCUCGGGGGGCUCAUCUACCGCUUACUAUAUCCGAACUUACGCCGAUUACUAUUCCAUUCCCGUAAACAUUACAAUAUUCGAACGCGAAGACUAUGUUGGCGGAAGGUCCACCACUGUUGACGUAUUCGAUGACCCAUCCCUGCCCAUAGAGCUGGGAGCAUCCAUAUUCGUCGAGGCGAAUAAAAAUCUCAUGAAAGCGGCAAAGAACUUUGGCCUUGAGAUUCAAGAUGCCGGCGUUGCUCGGCCCAAGGAAGCAACAGACAACCUGGGUGUGUGGGAUGGAAACAAAUUCGUAUUCCAACAGAGAGAGGGCAACUAUAGAUGGUGGAAUAUAGUGCAACUUCUGUGGAAGUAUGGAUGGGCCCCAAUGCGAACCCAGGACUUGAUGAAGUCUACUGUCGGAAAGUUCUUGAAAUUGUACAGAUAUCCAUUGUUUCCGUGGAAAAACCUUUCGGAAGCUGCACGAAGUAGUGGUCUGGUUGAGGCAACCUGGGCUACAGGAGCGGAAUUUUUGAAGGAAAACCACAUAUCGGAGGCAUUCUCGAGGGAGGUCAUCCAAGCAAGUACUCGUGUGAACUAUGGUCAAAAUCUUCCCCUCAUUCAUGGACUAGAGACUAUGGUCUGCAUGGCAGCUCAAGGCGCGGUUUCCAUUCAGGGGGGAAAUUGGCAGAUAUUCAGCGGUAUGGUAGAAGCAUCCCAGGCCGUCUUGAAACUUGAAUCCCAAGUUACAAGCUUGAAAAGGGAGGAGGAUAACACCUAUACCGUCUCUCAUAAUUCCAAGGCCAACAAAACCGAGGAGGAGGUGUUUGACCAAGUUGUGCUCGCUGCACCACUCCAGUUCUCUGAUAUCAAGCUCGAACCCCCCGUGGACAACCAACCUGAUAACAUUCCCUAUAUGACGCUACACGUCACUCUUUUCUCCUCACCUCAUAAGCUAUCUCCUAAAUAUUUCAACCUGCCGUUGAGCAACAUGGUACCAGAAACUGUUCUCACUACCCUACCCAAGGGUCUCAACCUGGGACAUCGCCGCGACGGAGUUGGUCCUACUGGGUUCUGGAGCAUAAGCACUCUUCAAAAGGUGCGACUGCCAAAUACAGGGAAGGACGAGGGCAAAUAUCAUUACGUAUACAAGGUAUUCUCCCCCGAACGCCUAAACGCGAUGUUCUUAUCUGGUAUCCUGGGACUGGAAGGGCCAAUAAACGGGACUAUUGCCGACUUUCCAGAGGCCGAUAUCAGCUGGAGUUAUGAGAAAGUGUGGCACCCAUAUCCCGUACUAUACCCCCGGGUGACGUUUGAGAGCAUCAAACUGUCUCCGGGCCUGUGGUAUACCAGUGGAAUCGAAAGUCUGAUUUCAACGAUGGAGACGAGCUCGCUUUCUGGAAUGAAUGUUGCCGCCCUGAUGGUUUCCGAGUGGACGGAAGACUUCAACCCCAAGAUGAACAUCUUCGAAGGCGAAUCCCCGUGAGCCUAGUACUUUGUUAUCGUGUAGCCUGAGUGCUCUCAUUCUGGAUACUGUAGAUGGCGUAAUUAUUGUUAGUUAGUUAGCUAAUCCAGUCCCUUCCUUAGCCACCACCACCUUCGGAGCACAGGUUAUCGUAGACUUGGCCACCUGGUUCCGUCUAACAGUCGGCCAAUAGCUGACUAGUCAGUCAGUUUGUUAUUCACUGUCAGAAAUACGUCGCCGGUGCUUCUAUCGGCAUCUACCGGCUGUCUGUCCGAUGUCUCACUGUCUGGCGCUGCUCCGCCCUGCAAAACGGCUGACAGCGUCUGGUGUUUUUAAGGUUGUCUCCAUCGGACUAGGGGGAGGGAGGUGGAUCGCAUCUCCAGCGCCCUCGCAUCGCCCAACUGUUCCGAGAGCACGUCAGGCUGCCAUGGGUCAUGUCUCGCCGGUCAGCAAGGGAGAUCAGAGGUCACUCUACACCACCGGCCAGCGGACAGGCCGCAGCUCUUAUCGCGUCUUCUCCCCAAGAAACAAAUCAAAACGCGCAAA